This is a messenger RNA of Olea europaea var. sylvestris, 859 nucleotides long. RefSeq names its product probable histone H2A variant 1. The coding region runs from base 119 to 571 and encodes 150 amino acids. Gene Ontology annotation, molecular function: structural constituent of chromatin; protein heterodimerization activity; DNA binding. The record is from RefSeq and is a predicted model, not a curated record. The transcript has 4 exons. Lineage: Eukaryota; Viridiplantae; Streptophyta; Magnoliopsida; Lamiales; Oleaceae. Gene Ontology annotation, cellular component: nucleosome.
AAAAUUCCUCCCAAAAUUAAACUAUAAAUACCAAAUCCUCCCAUCUCUCAUAAUCUCCGCUUUUGCCCUCCUAUUCUAUUCAUUUCAUACUUUCAAUUUUCUAAGGUAGGGUGAGGAAAUGGCCGGAAAAGGCGGGAAGGGGCUUUUAGCUGGAAAGACUACGGCCGCUGCUGCAGCCAACAAGGAGAAGGAUAAGAAAAAGUCGAUUUCUCGGUCGGCUCGUGCUGGUCUUCAGGAAAGUUUUCUCAUCAUAUCCAUGUCUGUGCGGAGGGAGUUUCCAGUCGGUAGAAUUCAUCGUCACUUAAAGUCAAGAACUAAUGCCCAUGGAAGAGUUGGGGCAACGGCAGCGGUUUACUCAGCUGCAAUUCUUGAAUAUCUGACAGCAGAGGUGCUUGAGUUAGCUGGAAAUGCUAGCAAAGAUCUGAAAGUAAAGAGAAUAACACCAAGGCACUUGCAGCUGGCCAUUCGCGGGGACGAAGAGCUCGACACUCUCAUCAAAGGAACCAUAGCUGGUGGUGGAGUGAUUCCUCAUAUCCACAAGUCCCUUAUCAACAAAACUAACAAGGAAUGAAUAAAUUUUGAGUCAAGCCACUUGACCUGCACCGAUGACCAUUGGAAUGACCGUGUCCUCAUUUAAAAAAUCCCCACCCCCAUGUGUGUGUGCCGUCAUACUCACGGUCACUCCUGCAGUUCGUGUAGCACAACCCAAAUUUUUUUCUCUUUUCUGAUGAACAAUGUCUUUCUGUUUCUUGUUUUAGGUAGGUAUUUAUAUGCAGCUCUGAUCAUCUAGUUGACUAGUAGAUUUGUUUAAUAUUUGUCUUUUAUAAUGAUGGUAUCUAGUGGAUUUUGAGAUUUUAAA